Messenger RNA from Helianthus annuus (common sunflower), 426 nucleotides. RefSeq names its product hepatitis A virus cellular receptor 1-like. The transcript has a single exon. Lineage: Eukaryota; Viridiplantae; Streptophyta; Magnoliopsida; Asterales; Asteraceae. The coding region runs from base 1 to 426 and encodes 141 amino acids. The record is from RefSeq and is a predicted model, not a curated record.
AUGGAUCAAUCACAACUACCACCCACUACGGGUCAACCUACACCAUCCUUUAUACCUACAUCAUCCACACCGUCACCAAAUACUACCAUUCCUACAUCCACACCCGAAAUUAAACCAACCAACACCACAUUACCCGAAAACACUCAACCUGGAUACUCUUUUAGCUACAAUCCUACAUCAUCCGCUGUUCCAGCUUUCUCAACAUUUUUCCCAACAUCCGGUCAACCCUCAUCAUCACAACAAAUACUACAACCCAAUUUAUUUCAAACCGGUCCCUCUAUUAUUCAUUCCACUCCAUUUCAACCACCUUUGCAACUGGGAGUACAAUAUCAACAACCACAGUUUCAACACACUUCGGGUGCAAGACAAGACGGGUUUGAUGAUAGGUAUGAUGAAGAAUUUGGGGGUUAUCAAGAUGAGGGAUGA